GGACGAAAUAAAAGCUGGUCUGAAGAAUAGUUCGUUUAAUGAAUCGCUUUCCAGCGAUUUGCAAAAUGAAGGCGAUGACGAGAUGCUUACUGAGCAACUCAAUGACCAACUGUAUGAGGAAGAAACAGAUGAAUUGCAGGAGUAUAUGAAGCUACAAGAAAAUUUACCAUUCAAGAUGCCCUCUGCCAAGCUUAUAGCCAACCGGAUAGAGUUUGAAAAUUUCGAGUAUUUAGAAAUCAGAGGAGAGCGUUGUUGCGGUUGUGCACAUAUUGCGAAUACGCGUGAUGAAUUAAUGAUUCACGCCAAAGAGCAACAUUCACAAGAUUACUUUCCCGAUAGCAGGUACACGUGCCCCACAUGUUAUCAAAAGUUUGCCAAAGAAGAAGCUCUUAAGAUACACAUCCAGUACUAUUCGUAUAACGAUAUAUUCCUAUGCACUAUAUGCCAGAAAGCCUUUAACCUACAUGACCAUUUAAUGCUGCACAUGAAACAAAGCCACCAUCUCGAACAAAACGAUAUGAAACUGGUGGCGGAACAUCCCGAUCCGUACACGCUCAAAAGAAAACUACCGUCCUCGCACAACGCAAUUCCGCUUAUGUUGCCAGAUUCUAAGUUUAUCAAAAGAUGCACAUUGAUGUUCCGCGAUGAGCCUUUAAUGCGACGGCACUUCCGUAACGUGCACAUGGAGAAUAAACCUUAUGAGUGUAGCUACUGUAAGAAGCUAUUUCGCACCAAAGAAUCGCUAGAUAUCCACCAACGAAGCCAUACCGGGGAGAGGCCGUUCCUUUGUCGUUUUGAAGGAUGUAAGAAACGCUAUUCUCAUGGAACAGAUCGUAAACGGCAUGAGCGGGCAGCGCACACUGGAGAAAAGCCUCAUACUUGUCCAAUCUGCAGUUUGGGAUUUUUACGAAAGAGAGAAAUGAGGUUGCACCAGAAAAAAAUUCAUGAACAAGUUUAG
Anopheles nili is the source of this 958-nucleotide messenger RNA. Its product is annotated as gastrula zinc finger protein xLCGF3.1-like. Lineage: Eukaryota; Metazoa; Arthropoda; Insecta; Diptera; Culicidae. The record is from RefSeq and is a predicted model, not a curated record. Bases 83 to 958 code for a protein of 291 amino acids. Gene Ontology annotation, molecular function: DNA-binding transcription factor activity, RNA polymerase II-specific; RNA polymerase II transcription regulatory region sequence-specific DNA binding. Gene Ontology annotation, cellular component: nucleus. Gene Ontology annotation, biological process: regulation of transcription by RNA polymerase II. The transcript is spliced from 2 exons.